AUGACCGGGCCUUCUGGGACACCAUUGUCUACGGCGCGGGUGAAGAGUCGGAUGCGAGAUCAGAUAUUACUCACCUGCUUCGACGAAAUGGAAGGUGAACGCCGUGUAUUGUGUAUUACGUGUACAAGAUCAGUACUUCGUGACCGAAACCAGCAUAUACUAACGCGGUCCUAUUUGGAAGACAAUCCAGGCUUCACAGAGUACGUGAUGGAACGGAUUAACGUUAAUGAGAUGGCCCUCAAUCAAUUUCAAUAUAUGUGUCAUCGUUGUUGGGUAGCUGGAAGACGACAGCAAGCCAGGCUCGAACAAGAACAAAACCAGGAACUCAGAUUUAACUUUGGUCAGAACCAAAUUUGGAAUGUAGAUGAAACUGGCAUUACGACAGUUCACAAACCAAAAAAAAUCGUGGCAUGUAAAGGAAUUAAACAAGUGUCUAAGGCAGGGAUGCACAGACAGCGGCCCGCGGGCCGCAUGCGGCCCGCCGCACAGAGAGGCAAGACUGCUAAAAUCGAUACAAUAAAUAGUAACAAAAAAUUUUGCUUCAUCACCUCGCCUGUGUGUGUUGCGGACAGUUCAUUAGCUGUGGCAUAA
This is a messenger RNA of Arctia plantaginis, 591 nucleotides long. NCBI's taxonomy places the organism in Eukaryota, Metazoa, Arthropoda, Insecta, Lepidoptera, Erebidae. The record is from the annotation of a GenBank genome assembly.